UGGGGCUGCGGCGGCUGCUCCUCUCAGCCGGCUCUGCCGCCUUUCGCGCCUUCACUCUCUCUUGAGCGUGGCGUCUGUCCGUCACGCCGCCGCCGCCGCUUUCGAGUCAGCUCUGUCACCCUCACUCCAUCGGGAAGCUUCCCUCUCUGCUAUGCUCCCCUUCGCUCGUCCGGUGAAGCACCGCUUAGGCGUUGGCCGAAACACUCCUCCUGAACUGAGCAGGAGUAUGGCCUCUGAAAUUACCCUUUUUUUGCUGGUAGGGCAGGCUGCCCCCAGUACGCCAGAGCCGAGCUCCUGGCCGACUACCUCCAGGCUAACCUGCCGGCCUUCAGCGUGCACAAGGUGGUUCAGCACCCCGACAGGUGGGAGCAGUGGCUUCAUGAUGUUUGUGAAAUGAAUGGAUGGGAGCACAAAUGGUCUCCAAUCAUUUGGAGAGAACUGUUGGACCGUGGAGGCAAGGGUCUGCUUCUGGGAGGACUUAAUGAAUUUCUGGAACAUGCUCAGAACUAUUAUGGCAUCACCUCAAUGAUGCUGACUGAGGAAAUGUUAGAGAUUGCCGAGGAGAACCUGCAAGCACAUAUAGAAUCUGAAAAAGAGCAGGAAGAGAUUAGAAGUCUUAUCAACCCUUUGCAGAUCUGGAUCACCAGUGCAUCAGCUCCAAUCUGCUAUCAGCUUAUCCCUCUGCUGGCAAGUGGUGAUGUGUUUGGAAUGACCACGGAAAUCAGUAUCCAUUUGCUUGAUGCUGUCCAGUUUAAGGAAUGUCUUUCUGGUGUUGUAAUGGAAGUUGAAGACAUGGCAUUCCCACUUCUCCGUGGUAUUUCAUGGCACACUGAGACAGAUAAGGCUUUUCUUCAAGCUGAUGUUAUCGUUGUUCUUGAUGAUAUCGUUUUAGAAAGAGACACCCAGACCCUUGAGGACUGCAUUAGAACAGUGAGUGAGAUCUGUCAAGUGUAUGCUCCCCUGAUUGAGAAGAAUGCCAAGAGUGGAGUCAGAAUAAUUUCUACGGGAAAAACCUUUGUAAACCUUAAGGCAAUGAUGAUUAUCACUUACGGCCCAUCCAUUAAGCCUGAAAAUGUCAUUGCUGUUGCAACAUCCUGGGAAAGUGCAUCUAAAGCCAUGCUAGCCAGGAAGCUGAAUAUGAGUACAGCAGGUGUUAAAGAUGUGAUUAUUUGGGGCAACAUUUCUGGCUGUAUCUACAUUGAUUUGUCACAUGCAAAGCUUUACAGAUGUGACAGUGCUGUUUGGGGCCCAGCUAAUUUUUCACGUCCUUUGUUGAAUUUGAUUUACGAUAGCAAAUGGAUCAAUUCAGAAUUUAUGUCUGCACAGAGUUCCCGUGUCUGCCAUUGUGCAGGAAUAUUACUUGCUCAUGCAGUAGCCACUGCACUAAGAUACUGGUUUCAUGGUUCUCCUCCUGGAGAGAUUGUUUCUAUGGGAAUAUUUAGUGAAGGUCAGUUUUGCAUUCCUGAAGGGAUUGUCUUCUCUAUGCCUGUGAGGUUCCAGAAUGGUAGCUGGGAAGUUGUAACAGAAUUAGAAAUUAGUGAAAAAACACGGGAAGUUCUGGGACGCUUAUCCUAUGAUCUGAUACAGGAAAAGCGCAUUGCACUAAAGGAAAUAAAAGAAAUGCAUCCUUACGGAGCUGAUACAAUCACUGCUAAAAAGGAUUUGUGUCAAGAGAUGGAAGCUUGUCCUACUGGCUCAGUUUAGCAAGAGUUGUCUUCAAGAGAAAGUGGUGAAAAUUCCCAUGCUAAAACAAUGUUUCUAUUGUUCGAAAGAGUAAACUAGAAAGAAAUGUGAAGUGUUGUCAUAGCUUUUAUUGUGCUGUCUUCAUCCAAAUCUUGGAAAUCAGUCGGUGGAAAAUAUCUCAAGAAAAGAAUAAAUGGAAGUCUUAAUCUAGAGACCAAAGAAAAACAUUCACUCAAUUUAAUGUGUCUAGAAUUUAAUUUAUGCCCAACUUCUUCAGGUGAAUGAACUGUUUAGAAAAAAACUCUUUCAUGUCUGAAAUGUUCAUAUUAGUAUGACUUUCAGCAAUACUUCACACAGCAGUGGUUUCAUAAUUCCAAAUUCCCGCCUCUUAUGGUGAUUGUAGAUUAUGAUAAACAUCUCCAAUGUGAGAAUGUUUAUUCUUAGGCAAGAUUGAUUUUUAACACAACAGCUUAACUGCGUGCAUCUUCUUGGUGACAAGAUCAUUUUUAUUUCUAUUAUUCUUUUUCAUUAGUUUCAUAGGGACUGCUCAUACAUUUCAAGUCAGACAUACCAUUAACUAGCUCUGUGUCUAGACCAGGUUGUUGAGGAACUGCUUUAAUUUUCAUGUCUUCAGUAUCUCAAAAGAUGGGGACUAUGAUAAAUGAACUAUGAUUGUACUUGCUAAUUUCUUAUCAGUUGUGAAUGUUAAAAGCAAAAUAAAAAGUUUUCUAUUCCUUGAAUGGAACUCAUGCAAUUGGAAUAACACAUUUUUUCUGUUCAAGUGGACCUUCAAACUCUUAGCAGGGAUAGCCUUCAUCUUACACGAGGAAAUCAAGAGGAGUUUAUGUUCUUAGCUGGUGAAUGAGGAGUUCAUAGAAAAAUGAGCUUGGGAAACCUGGAUUUCAAAGGAGAGAUGGAAGCGAGAGUGUAGUUUCUUACACAGAAUAUAUACGGGAGAAGCGGGGGUUCACUGGUACAAGCAUCUUCAUGGAUAAGUUCACCUGGAAGUUGUAGAGGCAGGAGUUGUAAGAAGUUUGAAGUGGAGGGCUAGGAAUCAUUAAUUUCAUGUGGAAAUGCUCUCUAGAGAAUUAGUUUCUAGAACUGUGUGCAUAGAAAAUUAGUUGAAUCUGUGGGAGAAUCUGGAGCCGGGUGUCUUGGCAGACUGUAGGAGAGAAGGAUGCUAUCAGUAGUUUUUACAAACUGCGCUUGAUUUGUUUCUUAUUCUAAGACAGGAACUUCUGUAAAGUGUAUUUAAAUUUAUGUUUUUCUAUAUGGAAUAUGAUCUUAUAGUCUUUUUAAUAUUUGAAUUCUUCUACUCCUUCUGUCGAGGUAGCAGUUCAAACUACGCAUUUCAAGCACAAACAAUACACAGCUGUUAAUGAGAAAUAUAUUGCAGAAAUGUUUUCUUUCUAUGCAGACUUACUGGGCUUCUGAGUUACUGCCUGUGAACCAUAAAGAAUUUCACCUCAGUGUUUUAGAGGAGAAUGGGAAAACAAUGUCUUGGAUGUCUCUUAUAUCCAAAAUUAUUCUAAUUAAUAGUUAUGAACUAAUUUGCAGUAAUUAAUUAGUGGCCUGCAAGGAAAUUCAGAUCUUCAGUCAGGGAAACAUAACAGAAUGGAAACUGAAGUUUCUUGUCCUUUUCUUGGGGCUGUAUGAAAGAAUAAAAAUAAUAAGAAAGGUAAAAUAUGAUAAUAUAUUCAAAGUUGAUUGUAUCGUGUUAGACCUAGUCAUAUAUUGACAAAUGUGGGUUUUCUAUAGGUAGUAAGUAAUUCCUUGUGCAUGUUUUCUCAGAAGUUACUGCUGG
Messenger RNA from Lagopus muta (rock ptarmigan), 3487 nucleotides. It is a transcript of the gene MDH1B, whose product is annotated as malate dehydrogenase 1B. The record is from RefSeq and is a predicted model, not a curated record. The transcript has 10 exons. Lineage: Eukaryota; Metazoa; Chordata; Aves; Galliformes; Phasianidae. Gene Ontology annotation, biological process: oxaloacetate metabolic process; tricarboxylic acid cycle; malate metabolic process. The coding region runs from base 394 to 1704 and encodes 436 amino acids. Gene Ontology annotation, molecular function: L-malate dehydrogenase (NAD+) activity.